CUCCCAUGAUCCUCUGGGAAAAAGAAGCACACAGUGGCUGCUCUUCCAGGCCAUGCAGACAGAGAGUUGAUGGGCUCCAUUUUGGAGAGAGGAGCCAGGCUGCUGGGGUGGAGCCUUUUCCAGGUCAAGAACUGUCGGGCUGGAGCUAGACCCUGUUACUGAGAGCUUGGAUCUAGCAGGCUGCUUCAGGGGCUGUUGGUGAUUGUCCCUGGAUGGAAGAGACUUUGGCUGAGAAGGGCCUACAUAAACCUGCAUAGAAGGUACUUUAUGUAACUGUGACUCUUUGGGAAAGUGCUGCCUGGGAUGGAGCCCAGAAAAAAGACUGACUCUGGGUCCAAAGAGAAGCAGAGUGAUCUGCCCAGUGAACCAAAGUUGCUGGAUUGCCUUGCCUGGACAGACUGCUUAUCUUGGACUGACACACAGAACCUGCACAGUGCUGUCUCCACUCCAGCUGCAGACCUUCAAGCGCACCCACGCAAGCGUCUGGGACUCUGAAUCCAGAGAAGUACACACACUGGCACUGGAGAUGGGGGACACCCUGACUUCAGCAAUCCCCUCUCCUCUCCCCUCUGCACAAGUAGCAGAAGAAUCCUGGGAGCAGAGUGGCUGCAGGAUGGAGCAAGCUUGCGGGGAGGAGCAGCUGAACACACGCUGACAGCAACUCCUCUGAGAAAAUGUUCGGAAUCCUGCUGAUCUUGAUACUGCAAUUGCAGCUCUACUUGAUAAGAGCUUUUUUCACAGUUGAAGUUCCUCAGCAACUGUACAUUGCAAAAUAUGGGAGUAACGUGACAAUGGAAUGCAGAUUUCCAGUGGAUGGCCAGUUAAAUCUUAAAGAUUUAAGAGUCAGUUGGGCAAAAAAAGAAUUACAAGAUCAAAAAUCAAAAGAAGUUUACACUCUUCAGAAGGGGGAAGAAGAUCUUAAAUCCCAGCACAGCGACUAUAGGGGAAGAGCAACACUGUUACAUGAUAAAUUGAAUUUGGGAUAUUCUGUGCUUCAAAUCACCAAUGUAAAGCUCAUGGAUGCAGGGUCUUACCGCUGUCUCAUUGACUACAGAGGAGCUGAUUACAAGUACAUUACUUUGAAAGUAAAAGCUCAAAGAGGUUCAUCAGUUGGAAAAAAAUCUCUGAUUUUAUUUAUCAUCCCAACGUGUAUAAUAGCAGUUAUUCUCAUAUCUGCAUUAAUUAUCUUUCUAAAGAGAAAAUCACUCACAAAGCUCCAUGUCAAAAAAGGAAAAAAAAGAAAAAGCCCCCAGUUACACAAAGAAGACAACAGAGACAUGAAUCCUCAAACCCAGGACUUAAUCAUGACGAAUGUCACAGAUUCAAAAGACUGCAUGGACGUGUGCCCAUGAAGACCCUUCAUCUGCCAUGCUUACUGUUUGCACUUUUCAGAUUCCUUUUUGAAGACUGGAUAGGGAAAUCACAGCACUUUAUGUCUGGAACAAACAAUGCACAUUUUUUGUUUUGUUUGUACUACCAUCUAAACUAAGGCUCCCUGUGCCUUUUACCAUGUUAUCUUAGAAUUACAGAGACCCAUACUAUUAUUGGAUGAGGUUAACAACCAUAAAAGGAUUAUUGGAGUAUAUUCUAUACAUUGUAUGUUUGGGCGUAUUGUUCAGCUGAGAGCGCUGUGUGCACCAAAUAUUUGGUGUUCAAGAAUCCCCUUAACUGAUUUAAUUUCUGGAGUAGAGUCGGGAUACAAAGCUUUGGUCACAUGUCAUGGGACUCUGACUAGAGGCUGUAAGUGCUGUCAGAUGCCUGAACAAUCAUCUUUUGUAUGCAGAAAUUUCUACAUAUGUCUCUUUCACAGGCCAAACUUUACAACACAUAACUGGAAAUUACCUAGAGCACCAACAGCAAGGAGAUAGAUGGAAGAAGUUUCAUUGUACAAUACUAUCAACAGUUUGAAAAACACAUCAAGCAACAGACCCAGAAAUGACCCCUGGAUUAACAUUAAGUCGUAUAAUCAACAGUUCAUUGCACAGGUUGUUGUGCUGAUUUCUUUAUAGUUAUUUCUUCUUUGUUGAAGCUAAUAUUAAAACUAUUUCACAGGUGGGGGGGACAACUAAAAAUGUAGAUUAUGAUGAUGUAUCAACACAUUGGCUAAAUGUUUUGUUCUACACUAGUUCAUUUAAUGGGGAAUUACAAAGCAAAAUAGUGAAUUGAAUGAGGUAUAUGUUUCUGUGCUCAAUGUGUUUACUACUAGCUAGGGUGCAGUUUUAAUCUUCCCCAGGAACCAAAAGUUAAUCCUCUUCAUGCCAACCACGGGACAGAGUCCUUACAUCCCAUCAAAGGCAUGCCUGUCACCUAUGAAUAACUGAGUACAGGAGACCACUAUGUUUUUAUAUUACUUCCUGAAGUACCAUUUUGGAAAAAAGGUUUGUGUCCACAUUGUGAGCCAAAACCUGGUAUAAUUUGUCCCCAGAGCAGUGGCUUUUGUGAGCUUUUGUCUUUUGGGAAAGGAGCCAUUGCUUAGAAGUACCUUGUAGGGAUAACGAAACAGAGAUACAAACAAGCCAAUCAAACAAACGUCUGUUGUAUCUCCUCUCCCUGCAAAACAUCUCUUGUUUGGAGUUCCCCAAAAUGUUUAGGUCCUGCUAUAUGAAAAUGAUCACAGCAGCAAAGUUAAUGUUUUUCUCUUCCUCCACUAGGCAUGGAUUUGUAUAUUUAGAAUCUAGUUUUCUAUUGUUCUGAAUCUUGUGCAGUUAUUUACACCAGGGCAUAGUAGGUGUACCACACUACUUAAUCAGAAUGAUAGCAUAUAUACCCACUUUGCACUCAUUUUGCCCUGGUGUAAAUGGCUAGACAAGGUACAGAGCACUAGAGAAUUAGGUUCCUAAUAUGUGGCAGGAACUGACUUCCAGAUUUAGCAGUAGUAUUGUUUUUAUAAAUAACCACGGGUUGAUGGGGAAAGAACAAAUUUAAGAAUCAUGACUUUGCUUUCCAUGUAUCGAACUUUUAAAUAUCCAGAUGCCUGUUGUUUGCUGGAAGCAUCUGCCUUUUUGUGUUCAGUUCAGAUGUAGCCCAUUGCAGAGGAGAGACACACUGACCUAGAUCACAAUGGCCCAGAUUUUCUGCUGAAUUUAGCAAAUCAGUUGGGAUGUCAGAGAAUCAGUUAUAGUUACAGAUACAAAGUUUGCAUCCACGUCUCAUCCAAGAUACACAGAUAUAAAGAACAUAUCCACAGAUUUGAAAGGCUCUAGAUAUAAAAUUUGGAUCUGCAUACACACACAAUCUGUAAAAAUGGUCUGUAGAUAGAGUUCAGACCUGUGUGGUUCUAGUUAUGGUUCACUGAUUCUCUGCCAGGCCUCAUAUGCAGAAAGGAGAAGACAGGGGACUUCUCUAACUCGCAUCAGCUAACAAUGGGUCCCUAAGGAACCAUCCACGAGUGGAAGACAGCCAAAGUAUAUCAUGCAUCAGCCAUUUCCUCUCUGCUUUGACACAUUUACUGUGCUAGAGAGGCAUGGGAGCUGGUCUCAAACUCACAGGGACUUCCCCCUCCCUCUCCCCCAAGUGAUGGUCAUACUAAACUAGAAGUUACGGGCUGUCUCCAUUAUUUUUGUGCUGCCUGAGCAGUGCAGAGAAUCUGGUCCAUUGUGCUCUUACAUGGAGAUUUUAUUUUGUUUUGUUUUCCGUAUUCAUAAAAUAAAUGUCAUUAAAGCUGGAAGCACGUUUGCUUUCUGCAUUUGGAAAAACAUAAUACCUGUGCAUUGAUGUUCCCUCUUUAUUGAAAUGAUCAGAUUGCGGACGUUCUGCCUGACGUUAUUAUCUUAUGCUGAAGAGUCAAUUUUGCCCUAUCUUGUGUAGGUUCAAUAAUGGGGAAUCUGGCCCCAUGGAGAAGCCUACACUAUGCAUUUCACCAUUAGGUGUAAAAAGCACUUGUGACGGGGCGUUUGCCCGGCACUGGCCCUUUAACGGCAAAUCCCAGCCUGGAGCAGGGCCUGGGAGUUUAGCCCCAGCUGAGGCUGCAUUAGUUGAUUAGGGCCCAGCUGGGAGCUAUAUAAGAGCAUGGGCGGUGGCUCCCAAGAGGAGAGCAGUGAGAGCCUGGCUGUUGGGGGAGUAGGA
Pelodiscus sinensis (Chinese soft-shelled turtle) is the source of this 4065-nucleotide messenger RNA. The record is from RefSeq and is a predicted model, not a curated record. NCBI's taxonomy places the organism in Eukaryota, Metazoa, Chordata, Testudines, Trionychidae.